Messenger RNA from Nerophis lumbriciformis (worm pipefish), 2732 nucleotides. RefSeq lists its product as uncharacterized. The record is from RefSeq and is a predicted model, not a curated record. Lineage: Eukaryota; Metazoa; Chordata; Actinopteri; Syngnathiformes; Syngnathidae. Gene Ontology annotation, biological process: regulation of transcription by RNA polymerase II. Gene Ontology annotation, molecular function: RNA polymerase II cis-regulatory region sequence-specific DNA binding; DNA-binding transcription factor activity.
CGUCCAGCAGCUGAUCGGUAAUCCAGAAGAAGUUUCCCCUCAGUUAGGGGGGAGCUCCACUUUGAAGCAGGAGACUCCACAACCACCCUGCAUUAAAAAGGAAGAGGAGGAACUCUGCAUCACUCAGGAGGGAGAGUGUCUUCUAGGACGAGAAGAAGCUGGUUACACCAAGUUUCCACUGAGUAUUCUCUCUGUGAAGACUGAAGAUGAUGAAGAGAAACCACAAGUAAACAACCUCUUAGCUCCACUAUCAGAUAGUGAGGCUGAAGACGAGGUUGAAGAACCUCUGAGCAGCGAUAAAGACUGUGAAGGUGAUAUGAGGACUCACACUGACAACAAACACUCUGAAUGCUCUUCAAAGAAGAGAGGUCAAACAUGUUUGAGUUGUUCAAUUUGUGGUCAAAGUUUUACUAAAAAGAGCCAAUUGACUCAACACAUGAGAAUACACACAGGUGAAAAACCAUUUAAGUGUUCAGUUUGUGGCAAACGCUUUUCUCGAAAUAGCCAUGUGACUCGACACAUGAGAACACACACAGGAGAAAAAACAUGUAAUUGUUCAGUUGGUGGCAAAAGCUUUUCUGCAAAUUGCCAUGUGACUCAACACAUGAGAACACACACAGGAGAAAAAACAUUCAGUUGUUCAGUUUGUGGCAAAAGCUUUUCUCGAAAUUGUGAUUUGACUGAACACAUGAGAACACACACAGGUGAAAAACCAUUUAGUUGUUCAGUUUGUGCAAAAAGCUUUUCUCGAAAUUUCAAUUUGACUCACCACAUGAGAACACACAGAGAUGAAAAACCAUUUAAUUGUUCAGUUUGUGGCAACAGCUUUUCUCAAAAUAGCAAUUUGACUCGACACAUGAGAACACACACAGGUGAAAAACCGUUUAAUUGUUCAGUAUGUGGCAAAAGCUUUUCUCAGAAUAGCUAUUUGACUCGACACAUGAGAAUACACACAGGUGAAAAACCAUUUAGUUGUUCAGUUUGUGGCAAAAGCUUUUCUGUUAAGAAAAUAUUGACACGACACAUGAGAACACACUGGACUAAGACCAUUUAAUUGUUCAGUUUGUGGUAAAAACUUUAAUCAAAACAGCUUUUUGUGGUGACACAUGAGAACACACGCUGGAGAAAAAACAUUUAGUUGUUCAGUGUGCUGUAAAAGGUUCACACAUAUUGCAGACACAGUAAAACCCAUAAGAACACACAAGAGAAAAUAACCAAUUAGCUGUUUAGUUUGUGUCAAGUUUGUGCACGCUCAAAAACCUGCACUACACCCUUUUUCACUGCAAAGUUGAUAUCUAUCAUAACUGACUAACGCAUAUGUGAUGCUGGGUAACUGUUUGCAUAACCAAGUGCCAACUUUUACUCCUCAGACUGAUUGAUGUGCAAAUCAGAGACAUAUGAACAAUUAACCCCCAACACCCACAACCCAACCCCCACCUCCCUCGACAUUCGGGCAUAACAGGUUCAAUCCGGCCCGCGAGGUGAGUUUGCAAAGAGUAAAAGUCAGCUGCAUUUUUUUAAUGAAAGAAACUGCUGUUCUAAUUGUGUCCACUGGAUGUCGCAAUAACAAUUUACUUAGGCAAGCAAAUAGUUUAUACUUGGGCGAACAAGUAUACCAAGCAAGAGGUACACGGUAAAGCGGGGCUGUGACUCCUCCCCCUCCACCCAACAUAAAACAGGAGUAAAAUAAGCAAUCUGUAACCCCACUUAAAAUGCAGCAUGAGACACUGCACACUGAUAUAGUUCUGUGAAAAUGAUUGUCUUCUGUGCAAAUGUAAAGAAAGUGAACAGUGUGUGAUUUACUGCAAUACUGUCAGUCUUUGAACUUUUUAUUUGUGCUUUGUUGAAAUUGUUCACACAUUGCACAGCUUUUAUUUUUCUAUCAAAACACAUUAUGUCUAGAAGACAGGAAGUAACACAACACUCUUGAAUAGUUUCUACCAGGGGCGUCACUAGCUUUUAAGGACAGGGGGGGCUUAGCCCCCAGGAGAACGAACGUAGCGCACGAGCACAAAACUACACAAAAUACUAACAAAUACUUAGAAAUUAUUCAUUGUUAUUAUUAUUUAAAAAUGCACGGGACGAAAUGAAAUGCUCCCCGGGACGAUGGCUUUUAACCAUUUUUUUUUCUUUUUCUUUUUAUGUAUUUAUUCAUUUAACAUGUUAUAUUAAAUGUCUUGGUUUUUCCUCCCUCUGAAAAUCAUAUGAACUGUUUAGCAAGCCAUCCUAUAAUAAUACAACAGCUAUUAAUGUAACAAUACAAUAAAACAAAUAUAUUUAAUUAUGUUUUUUUCAUUAUUUUAACAUUAGGCUAAUGUAUAUUACUUUAUAUAGAUUCUACAAGAGUGAUGUGGGCAUUUUCUAUAUGAACAAGUCCAAGGACCGCAGGCAAGGUCGCAGAGAAAAUGCGGACUGGAUUUUGAGUGAUGUGGGCAUUUUCUAUAUGAACAAGUGAAAUGGAUUGGAUACCGACACACUAAAGGGGCUCUUUACCUUAAAGUACCAAUGAUUGUCACACACACACACACUAGGUGUGGUGAAAUGUGUCCUCUGCAUUUGACCCAUCCCCUUGUUCACCCCCUGGGAGGUGAGGGGAGCAGUGGGCAGCAGCGGUGCCGCGCCCGGGAAUAAUUUUUGGUGAUUUACGCUAUGAAGUGAGGGGAAACUGAGUGAAUAAUGACAGUUUAUAUGAUUAUUUAUUUAAACUCAUAUUCGGGCCACUUUAUAAUGAA